AUGACGGUCUUCAAGGCCAUCUUGACAGAAUGUAACGCUUUCGUCAGCACGCUCAAAGGGCAAUCCGUCGAGCCGCAGCAGCCAGCAAGACUUCAGAAACGUUCAAGAAGCGAUGCAUCGAGCCUACAGUCAAAGUCGUCCAUCCGAAGCAGACGGGCGGCAGAGGCUUCGAAGGCACAUCACUGGGCAAACGGAGAUGAGCCCUUAAGUGAGCAUACGAAGAGAGACACGAUCGAUGCCGCCGUGGCCAAUAUGCUCUCUGCACCUUUUGCGACUGACAGCUCUCUACGCGCUCUCACGACCGAGCAUGUCAGCAAGCGACUAAGGAUGAGCUCAGACUCGGCAGAACCACGCAAAAGCGUCGCGCCGUCCAUGAUACGACGCGACAGUCAGCGCUCGAGCGCAUCGCGACGACGUCAGGAGGUCCUACCCAGCAUAUCGGAAACCUUCAGUGAGCCUUGCCCUCGUCUCGAUGUGUUGCGCGAGCCAUCGUCUUCCUCGUCCGUCCGAAGCCUAGCGGACGAGCUACGAGAUGCCGAGGCGAAUCGUAUCGACGUGCUCGAGCGCGAGAACGCUCGACUUAUUGAAGAACUCGAGCGAUCUCGCGAAGAAUCCCGCAUGUCAUCUGCAGCCUCGUCUAGCGUCUGCACUUGCGGACAAAGCUUGACAACCUCGCACAACCUGCUAUUUGGACUCGCGCACACCGACGCGCCGCCGCCGCCGCCGCCCAUGCCAGUUCCUCCACCUCCACCGCCCGUAGUCACAGACUCGGAUCCUCUGCAAGCACUGGCGUUAGCUCGUGCCGGUCUCAAUAGGAACAAGAACAGCCUAGACUCGCUCUCGUCGUCCGAGAAACGCGCGACUGUGCCAGUGCAGAAUAUGGGCGAAUUUCUAUCUGAACUCAAGCGGGUCAAGCUGCGCAAGUCUUCGCCGAUCGAAUCGCCUGCGGGUGAGCAUGCUGCAGAAACACAGCCGAGCGGGUUCUUAUCUGUGCUCAGACGGACCGGCAGCCUCGUGCAUAAGACGACACGAAGAGCUACGACUGAGCCACGGGAUACACUUCUGCCGCCACUACGGCAGACUCGCAGCCGUACCAUCUCAAGCGAUGCAGAGCCGCUUGCAGCCGCGACUCGCGUAAUCCGCGCAGGACAUGACCAGUACGAGCGUCGACCCUCUUCCGUCAAAGCAAAACCGGACGGAAGUCUGGCUUAUCACGUCAUCGACACUUCGGAACCUCUUAUACAGACACAAAAGCGGAGGCGCGAGCAUUCGCAAGAGUUCGCCAUCCAUCGCGACCAGCCCAAGCGUGUGCGCAGAGAGCAGAAGACGCUCGCUGCUGAUCAUUCGACGUCGAUGCUUCGCAAGCCCGAUCACAUCAUGCCUUCUCUGACGAGCAAGCAUGCAAAACCUCUUACGCCAAGUCGGCGGCGCCUCAAAAAGCGCAACCAACCUUUAGCGAUCAGACAGAAUCAGGAGCUGCAAGAAGAGAUAGCCGAAAUUGAGAUAGAGUCUGAGGAUGCAAAGGAAUUGCUCGAACAGGAGGAGUAUGUCGGCCGAGGUUCGCGACCGAGCGCACCAGACGAUGUCGUCGGCUUUGGCAACGUGCGACCACCUCGCCAAGUCAAGAGUACGAGCGGAAGAGAAUGGAGACAGCGCAGAGACGGUUCGUGGGUGCUCAAGUGA
This is a messenger RNA of Mixia osmundae IAM 14324, 1683 nucleotides long. RefSeq lists its product as uncharacterized. The record is from RefSeq and is a predicted model, not a curated record. The transcript has 3 exons. The coding region runs from base 1 to 1683 and encodes 560 amino acids. NCBI's taxonomy places the organism in Eukaryota, Fungi, Basidiomycota, Mixiomycetes, Mixiales, Mixiaceae.